This is a messenger RNA of Colletotrichum phormii, 1419 nucleotides long. RefSeq lists its product as uncharacterized. The transcript is spliced from 2 exons. Lineage: Eukaryota; Fungi; Ascomycota; Sordariomycetes; Glomerellales; Glomerellaceae. The record is from RefSeq and is a predicted model, not a curated record. The coding region runs from base 1 to 1419 and encodes 472 amino acids.
AUGGCAACAGGAACCACCGAGACUACCAAACCAGCUUCCACAAACGGCGCAUCGGAAAAGCCCGUUCAGCCCAUACCAGCUUCCGGCACAAACUACCCGUGGAGCAACAAAGAUGGCGUCUGGCGUCGUCAAUUGGGCUCUAUGGAGUCUUUCUAUCAGAGUUUGGCGUCUCCCGAAGGCUAUCCUGUCCACUGGAUGAUCGGCUGCAGCGUGACAAUCCAAGCCCAAGAUGAUAGCAUCGACAAGGAAGGCUCUCUCCGAAAAGCCUGGAAGGCUGUAGCGAAGGACUUCCCGUGCGUUGGCGCCAUCGUGGAUCCAGUUUUGCGGGAGAUUGUGGUUCGCGAAAAUGCUAUUACAGACGAGUGGCUACAGAAGAGCUUCCGAGUUCAUGAUGGAACGACCGCCGAUGAACUCUUCUCUGCGUUCAAAAGCCAGUUUCACAUCACACUUCAUUACAUUCGAGAUACCAACCAGCUUCUACUCCAGUCACCUCACACUCUCAUCGACGGGCGAGGAAUGUUGCAUCUGUAUCACGCUCUGUUUACUACACUAGCAGCUCUACCGGGCGACAACUCUCAGGCACAACAUGAGACAUCCGGAGCACCAAAUCUUUCUAAGCCGUAUGAUGACUGGUUGGGAAUCUCAGCUUCGCCCUCGGAAAAGAACUUUGCCGAUGCGCAGUCUAUCUUUCAGCGGGUUUUGCAGCAAGAAAAGCCGAUCAGGCUACCUGGUGUCGACUUUACAACUACCCCGCAAAGGCCAGUCCACAGAGAUCUUGAGGUGGACGAGAAGACAACCUCAACUAUCCUCAGUGCGUGCAAGGAAAAGGGGGUCAGCGUCACUUCGGCAUGGCACGCCGCGCUUGCUUUGACAACCCAGGCAACAGGUGGUGAAGACGGUGAAUCCUACCUCUCGUUCACCACCAUUGAUCUCCGUCGCCAUUUCCCCUCCUCUUUCGUCCCACACAAGCACUCGAUCGGAUCGCUCCAGACCGCCCUGCCUCUGGCAGCGGAUCUCAGCAAGGGCAACACCUUCGAUGUUCUCAGUCAGUCUUUGCACAAGCAGUACAAGGCGCCUUUCGCUUUUGCCGAUAAUGACUUUGGGUACCUGACCCCUUACAUGGCCAUGUCUCGGCAGAUUCUUGAAACUGGCGGCGUGCCUCCGAGCAGUACGCCGUCGCUAUCCAGCAUGGGAGUCGUUGACGAUUAUCUCCAACGCCAGUAUGGCGCUUGGGAGAUCUCCGACUUUUGGGUGAGCUCCACCAUGAUGACGGGUGAUUUCCAGAUGUAUUUGUGGACUUUCCGGGGUAAGCUCACCUUUAGUGUGUGCUAUAAUGAGACGUUUUACGAUGCGGAACAGGUGGGUCGCAUCAUGGAAAACACCAGGGAUGAAUUGAUCCGAGGUGUAGGCCAGUUGUGA